This is a messenger RNA of Rubroshorea leprosula, 2170 nucleotides long. The record is from the annotation of a GenBank genome assembly. Lineage: Eukaryota; Viridiplantae; Streptophyta; Magnoliopsida; Malvales; Dipterocarpaceae.
CCUGCAGCCGAACAAGAGGCCAGCCCCGACGCACCUCCACUCGAGAGAAACUAGUAAGAGAGCUUGAUUUUAUCCUUCUUUCUUGUCCAAGAACAAGAUUUAGGACUUAGAACUCUCUCCCUCAACCCAGAAAUCCCAGAUCUGCUCUGCUCUUCUGCCCCCGUCCGCGAGCUGCAGCUGGUUGUGCGAAUUUCUAGGCAUUUUUCUGCCGUGAGAGUUCCCUACAGAAAUUGCCGCUGGCUCUUCCCCAAAUUGCAGCUCCAGCCUUGCUUGCUGGAUUUCCUGGUUAUUAAUGAUCCUGCUAGUGGGGGUUAAACGCUAGCACAUGUCGACAUGUUAUUGAUAGAACCGGUUUGUUCGAGUGACCCUGCUAGUGGGGGUUAUACACCAGCAAAUAGUAUAGCCUGCCAGUGGGAGGUUUAAACACUGGCCAUGACCUAUAGAGGAGACGUCUAUUUCAUUCCUGAAGCAAAACCGAGGACGGGGAAACCACGAGAAGUGACGAGUUAGAAGGCUAGCCAUUUCGAGAUUGAUAUAGAUUUUAGAUAUAAAUUAUGAUCUUGUAAGUUAGAUUGUAUUUGGAGAUUUUAUGAUAUUAGAGCAAUUUUAAAAUUUUAUCUUCAAAUUUUGUGGUAUCAGAUUGUGAUAUGAUUAAGUUCCGAGCCUUGUGCAUUUGUGGGACCCGUUUCACAAGUGCACGGCGUUUGUCGCGCCUCAGAUUUGGGUUCUGGGGCGUGACAGAUUUAGUGGUAUAAGAGCUAGGGUUGAAAUUAAGAGCUUAGGUUUAAAUUAAGAGCUUAGGAUUAAAUUAAGCACCUCCACAUCGAGUGGUUUUAGAGCUUAGGUUUAAUUAAAUACCUAGGUUUAAUUGAAUACCUAGGAUUUGUUCAGAACUUGGCUAGCCAAUGGAUUUUAAAACCGUGGAUUAGUUGUGGUUUGUUAUCAGAGUGGCGCAACGGAAGCGUAGUAGGCUAGAUUCUGAUCAUGGAAGGUUAGUGGAGCAAUUGUUUUGUCUCAGAUUGUGUGAAGCCAUUCACCACUCGAAAUGAUCCUCAAUUUGAGUUUUGGGGACAAACUCCUUUUUAGGAGGGUGGAUGUACUACCCCAAAAUUUGUGAUAUUUUAGCACUUAGUUAAGGACUUAAUUGUGAGGAAAUAUUGUUUUGGGGCCUAAUAGUGAAUAUUUCAAAAGUGAGAGACUUAAAAAAGAAAAUAAUUGGAUAAGGACCGGGUGAUUUUUUCUUCCUUCUUUCUUUCUUCAACUGCAUGUUUCUCUUCUUCUUUUCCGUUCCCCCCUGCAGCCGAACAAGAGCCCAGCCCCGACGCACCUCCACUUGAGAGAAACUAGUAAGAGAGCUUGAUUUUAUCCUUCUUUCUUGUCCAAGAACAAGAUUUAGGACUUAGAACUCCCUCCCUCAACCCAGAAAUCCCGGAUCUGCUCUGCUCUUCUACCCCUGUCCGCGAGCUGCAGCUGGUUGUGCGAAUUUCUGGGCAUUUUUCUGCCGUGAGAGUCCCCUACAGAAAUUGCCGCCGGCUCUUCCCCAAAUUGCAGCUCCGGCCUUGCUUGCUGGAUUUCCUGGACUAAACUCAUUUUAUGCAAAAAUAAGUAUGACUGAUUUGAAGUGAAAUUUUUAUACUUUUCAUUAAAUUGAGCAUGCCUACUUGAAAUUUAAUUGAUUGUCCUGAUGAUUUGAAAGUGAUUGGUGAAUUGUGAUUUUUCUGUUAACUUCUGCCUGUUUUGUCUCCGAUGUGAUUAUGUUAUUAAUGAUCCUGUUAGUGGGGUUAAACACUAGCACAUGUCGACAUGUUAUUGAUAGAACUGGUUCGUUCGAGUGACCUUGCUAGUGGGGAUUAUACACCAGCAAAUAGUGUAGCCUGCCAGUGGGAGCAUGCUAUAAGUUUAAUAAGGGGCACUCCAUAUUUACUUACUGAGUUUAUCUCAUAGUUUUUCCUUGUCCACCAUUUCAGGAAGUGAAACUGAGGACGGGGAAACCACGGGAAGUGACGAGUUAGAAGGCUAGCCAUUUCAAGAUUGAUAUAGAUUUAGAUAUAAAUUAUGAUCUUGUAAGUUAGAUUGUAUUUAGAGAUUUUAUGAUAUUAGAGCAAUUUUAAAAUUUUAUUUCAGAUUUUGUGGUAUCAGAUUGUGAUAUGAUUAAAUUUCGAGUCUUGUG